GAGCUAAUAAUUAUCUAAUCUGUAAUGCAAAAAUGGGAUGGCAACGUUCCGAAAACUUGAGAAACUGUAACAGCUUUCCCAGUAAACCGAAACCAGCUAGAUAUGAAGUGACAAUUGGGACUUUUGGUGAAAUUUUCGACGAAAUCGUCGGUUUCAAACGGGAAUAAACGAAUCGUACGAGCUGUCUCGCGCGCAAUUUUGUAUUGAUUUUCUGUCUACCUCGCCGGAGACCCCAUUUUUUCCAUUUUUGCCCUCAAGUCUAAGCAGUGUGACCUGCGCUGUAGUGCCCCACAUUUUUUUCUAUCCCGAAAAUAACGACCUCUUCUAAGACAGCGGAAAGCUACAGAUCAGAUACAGAUCUCAACGGAAAGCUAACCUUCGAUAACCUGUAACGAAGAUAAGGUGAUUUCAAUGGAGAGCGAAGUCAAGAUGGGAUGUGGUGGAAGUAAGGCUAUCAAGACCAGGACCGCACCGGCGCCUGUUGCUGAACAGACGCAGUCGCCAGGUCUGAAGGAGACAAGUGCUGCUAAACAGCACAGGCAACAACCAGAGGGCAAGAUAACUGAAGAAACAGUUGAAGAAACAGCACCAGCAGAUGGAUAUGGUCGCCAAGGAACAGAAGAUGAUAAGCAAGCGACGGAGGAACAAGGCGAAGAUGUCGAGGGACCCAUAACUCAAGAACAGAUUUCUUUGGUGCAGAAUACUUGGAAACUUGUGAAUGGAGAUCUGGAACAAGUUGGAGUCGAGUUCUAUACAAGGUAAGCCCCGAAAGUUCUGCAAAAUUGACUCAUCUCUUGUUUUGACAUGGCCGCGAGUUGUUCGUAACGAAACUUCUCGUAUCUGUUUAGAUAAU
Molecule: messenger RNA, 853 nt
Organism: Orbicella faveolata
Lineage: Eukaryota; Metazoa; Cnidaria; Anthozoa; Scleractinia; Merulinidae
Product: neuroglobin-like
Molecular function (GO): oxygen binding; heme binding
Source: RefSeq, a predicted model, not a curated record